CCGCCGCCGCAGAGCAGCGGAGGGAAGUGGGGGGCCAUGGCUAUCGCGCACCUCGCCACCGAGUACGUCUUCUCCGACUUCCUGCUGAAGGAGCCGGCCGAGAGCCGCUACAAGGGGCUGCGGCUGGAGCUGGCGCUGGACAAGAUCGUGACGUGCAUCGCCGUGGGGCUGCCGCUGCUGCUCAUCUCGCUCGCCUUCGCGCAGGAGAUCUCCAUCGGGACUCAGAUAAGCUGUUUUGCACCCAGCUCGUUUUCUUGGCGCCAGGCCGCUUAUGUGGACUCCUACUGCUGGGCAGCUGUGCAGCAAAGGCAGGAGGGCACAGGAAACCUUCCACUGUGGCUCCACAAAUUUUUUCCCUAUAUCUUGCUGCUAGUUGCCAUUCUGUUGUAUCUACCAUGCCUGUUCUGGCGCUUCACCGCAGCACCCCACCUUUCUUCAGACCUGAAAUUUAUUAUGGAAGAACUUGACAAGGCCUACAACAGAGCAAUCAAAGCAGCCAACAGUUUUCAUAGCACAGACACCAGAGACCCUGCUUGCUCCAUUCCUACUGUUAAUGAGAAUCUAACACAGAGUUUGUGGGAGAUAUCUGAAUGCCACUUCAAAUACCCCAUUGUAGAACAAUACCUGAAGACAAAGAAAACCUCCAAACACUUAAUAAUCAAAUACAUUAUUUGCCGUUUACUUACACUAACAAUUAUCCUACUUGCAUGCUUCUACCUAGGCUAUUAUAUCAGCCUCUCUUCUGUGACUGAUGAGUUUCUCUGCACUAUCAAAACCGGAAUCUUAAAGAAUGACUCAGUAGUUCCAGAGGUGGUUCAAUGUAAGCUUAUUGCUGUUGGUGUCUUCCAGCUACUCAGUUACAUUAACUUAAUUGUGUACCUUUUGGUGAUGCCCCUUGUAAUGUAUGCAAUGCUCGUUCCAUUCAGACACAGCUCAGAUGUUCUUAAAGUGUAUGAAAUUCUGCCAACAUUUGAUGUUCUGAAGCUCAAGUCAAAUCAUUAUGAUGACUUGAGCCUUUACCUCCUCUUUCUUGAGGAAAACGUAAGUGAACUUAAAUCAUACAAGUGCCUCAAAGUGCUAGCAAACAUUACAGGUACUGAUAAGUUCGACAUCAUGCACCUUUUGACAAAUCUGGGUACGAUUAAAACAGAUACAGUAGAUGGAAAGCCAGGAGCUGUACAAGAAAAACCUGAAGAGGAAAUUGUAGCAGAUCCAGAAAACAAUGGAACUGAGUUAGAAGUUUUGACAGAAGGGGUCUCCAGCAGCAAUGGAAGAACAAGCGAAGAUAAAAACAUUCGCCAAAGACUCUAACAUCUUACUGAUCACUCCAUCACAUUGCAGUGGUGCAGUACAAGAGGACUUAUAAGCCAUCUGAAACACAAGGUACUGCUCCCAUGGCGAGCAGUUCAUCCUGUUCUUCACUGGUAAAGCUAAGACAGUCUGCAGACUAUGUACAUACCGCACAGUUGAAUCCAUGCUGCAAAAGGCAUGGUCCAGAAUUUAAAUAUUUAUAAAACACUUUGCUUUUCAAUUAUUCGUAUUGGGCAUCCAGUGGGCAUUCAUGCAGAAUGGAUUACCAAAAGCAGCAACUGAAGCUAGAGCCAUGAACAAGCUAGAAAUGUUCUUAUGGGGAUGAAGAAUUUAGCUAUGUAGAGUAUAGAUACUAGAAAAUGGGAUGGGCAGAUUCCCUUCAGAAGCAUCUUAACCAUAACAGAUGUAACUGAAUGCUGGAAGUGCUGAACACUGAGGCUUACUGUUUGGAUUCCAGUUAUGCGCUUCUUAAUAAUUUAUCUAAAGCUGAAACAUCCCAUUCAUGUUGAUGGUACCAAAGGCGAUUGCCAUGACAGAGCUGUAUUUCUAUUAAAUGUAGUCUUGGUUCCUUUUUCUCAUAAAGUUAAUGUGUGUUAAGUAUAAGGGCUGCAGAAGUUUGAUCUAUAAUUUUCUCAUUUCUCAACUGGUUUGCUUUUAGUUCCUUUCCUAGUCCCCUCUGGAAAACUAAGUUGUUGAACAAAAGUUAAUUCUUUUACAGAAUUUCUGUAAUUAUCCUGUCUGUAAGGAAGCUGCAUUUUAAAUAGGCUGUUUUAUUUGGUAUCAAACACAGUAUAAAUUGCAUAUAUUCCAAAACAUGCCUUGCAAGAAAUGGAAGCAUGAUGUUAUAUAGAAGCAUGAGCUACAUGUGUUAACGUAGCUCAGCCAUGUUAGGAACUAAGCGUGGAUGGCAGGCUAAAAAUACUCAGCAAGGCAAUACCCUACACCCCACUUCGCAAUUCUAAUUAAACUUAAGAUGUAACGACUGGCUGAGACAAUAAUAUGAAGACACUUUUGCUGCAAAUGCAUUGUUCUGCUGAUGUUUUUGUUAUGUCACAAAGAGAUUGCCAUAGCUUGUUCCUGGAACGUUUUGAGGAGGGCUACAUUCAGUUUAGUAAUUAUCUUGCGGAAGGGAUAUCCUGUCAGAAUCUCAGCAUUUCUUACAAAUGUCAUAUUGAGAUUAAGUGAAACUCUUCAGCUGUAGAGGCCCACGCAUAUUUUAAUCACCAAAAUGGCAGUGUGCAUCGCUUUCAGAAAGUUUAUACACAUGCUGACUUCAACACUCUAUCUGGCCUGAGUUAUCUUUUAGCCACUUUUGCUAAAAUACACUUUAAAACAUUUUAAAUAAUGGAAAUCAAUGCUUCGUAGUAGCUCAAUAAGCAUUUGUUUGCCUGUUUAGAUUGCUUACUGGGGCUUUUAAUGUUUGCAUUAUCAUUAUUACAAAAUGGACUGUCAGGAAUGGGAAAGCAAAAGAAGAAUCAGUGUUGAGGCUUUUUCUCAGAAUUAUUAUUGACUGUAAGGUAGCAGUGUAUUGGAUCACAGUUUAUGGUGAUACUACAAAUCAGAGCGCCCAAUUUAACUCCUACAGCUGUUGUUAAAUAAUUUCAGACUGUUGUGGCUUAGGGAGCAACUUUUAUUCUCUGGUUUAAAACAACUUGAACCUGCUGGCUUUUAACCCAUUCUUAGGAACUGAUCUAGACCAUUAGAGAAAAGCAACCUUAUCCUCAUUAGACCUUUUUUCUUAUGAGCUUGUACAACAGGGCUGUGGUCUACAAGUGGAGUCCCUCUGCACUAUCAUGAAACUGAUAAUUAAUACAAUAAGGUCUGCUUAGACCCAACUUACAGCAAGGCAAACCUUAAUGUAAAUAAAUACCUAAAACCAUAAUGCUAUAUGCUGCCUGUGAGGACACCAAGUGGCCUUAGUUCAAAUGCCAUGUUCCUUCACAAGUGAAGUGUAACACUGGGGCAUGACUACAGUCCUUACAUUCCACAAUAGCUAGUAAGCAAAGCUGCAAUGAUGGUCAUAAAAGAAAUCUUUUAUUUUAAUGAAGGCUAUUUCCAGAAUACUUAUAUCAAGAAAUAUUCCCAUAUGAUUUUGAAAUGGGUAUUUCUCACUGCUGCUGCUUACAUUGGAGUGACCUGCUCUCCUAUCUUAGAUUUUUUCUAAAUGAAAGCCUAUCAUACAAGCAGGUUGUUAACUCUGACUGCACAGAACCCUCCUUUGUAAAACCAGCUGCGCUCACCCAUCUGUCCGUUUCUUUAUAACAAAGUCCCAUGGUGUGAUCAUAAUCAAUAAUAAUCAACCUCUCUUGCUGAGAUAAGUAUGCAGAUGCUCUUUCAAAAAAGCCUUCUUUAAUAAGACUGAGUAAAGUCUGAAACCCCUCACUUUAGACUAUUCUGACUUUUUUAAAACCAUUUUUUGGUGAUUUUUAUACAGAAACAACCAUUUUGAUACUGUGUGUUUAAGUGAAACUUGUUGGGUGCCUCUUAUAUUAAGUGUGUUGUAGCCUGUUUACUUCAGAAGUGGUGAAAUGUAAAAAUCCUGUAACACAUUUGAAUUGGAUGGAACAGUUAGGGUUAUUUAUUCCUUAAAACUUGAAGCUCAUAAAAGGUGUGCAUGUGUGGGGGGGGUUGUAAUAAUUUUUGUGUUAAUUGAGAACCUUUUUUAACCAUGUAAAUGUUAGUGAAGUGCAAUAGUAUAGAUUUUAUACAUGGAAAACACAUCUGCAAUAAUCCUUGCAGGUGUCUUUUUUUAAGUGAAUAGUGCAAUGCAAAAUGCAUUAGUAAUUGAAAGGGAUAUUGGAUUUCAUCAAAGUUUUGCACAGACAUGUAACUUUUUGUGAAGUCUUGGUGACAGUUCAAGAAGACCAUUAGCACGCAGUCUUAUACUAGUAAACUGCUUUGCACUGCCAGUUUAUGUUCAAAAUUUGAUUUAACCUUAAAAGUGUUUAUAAAUUAUGGAAAAUGUCACUGAAUGACAAAUAGCAGUAGGAAAACAUCCAGCACUCUGCAUGUUUAAUGCCAAAACUGGCAACUUUUAGUUGUAUAGUGCCUCCCUCCGAUUUUAAAGUCUGUUGUGCUACUUUUCCAACCAAAGAAGUAAAGUUGGGCAGUACAAGAGAUGAAUGAACUUUGUUAGAAUUUUUACCAGAUUUCUAAAGGGCAAACAGCAUAUAUGAAGGUAAGUUUGAUAAUUUAAUCCUGUUCCUCAUUAAAACUGCCACAGAAUGCGGCAGUUGUCAGCUUGGACCAGAAAUAGGAUGGCAGCUCUUGGUUGGGGUUGAUGAACAGUGGCAGAAUCAAGCAGAAGUGUGGGACGUCUCUGGGCCCAGUUCUUCACUCAUUUCCACCAGAGUUACCCCAGCACACCUCCAUCAUGUGUGAGACUGGUUUGCCUUUGGUUUAUAUUGGUGUAAUAAAAUGUCAUUCCUCUGUGUACUCUGAGUUCUCUGUGUACUCUGUGCCUUAUUAAAGCUUCUGGUAGCUCUUUACAAUUUUUUAAGCUGAUAAAACAGACUUGUAACACAUGAGAAAGUGUGUGGGGGGAGGGGGGAAAGAGGGAGAAGGUGCUCACAAAUACCCCAAACAAUGUAAAAAGUACUUGACAAUGUCCCUUUUAAAAUAAUAAAUGCCCAAGUUUGCAUUGAUCUCUUGAUGUAGUAAUGGCAUUUCUUAGUUUGUUUCUAGAUUAAGAGCCCAGACCUGAGGUCUUGUUCUUCCAUUUAACUACCCAGCAUUUAAACAUGGGCUUUAGGCAGAAGUUUGCCACCCUGCCUUAAGGACUGGCUCCUAAGCCAGUUGUCUCGUCUUUGUAUUAUGACCAUGUGGUUUUCAUCUUGAAAAACUGGAAACGUAACAGUUAAUGUACAGUUUGCUCUCUGUAGAAAUGGUAAGAUAAAAUGUAGCAGUAUAUUUGGCACUCUGUCAAUGUCAGUCCAAAUAAAAAUGUACCCUCAGAAGA
Messenger RNA from Gavialis gangeticus (Gharial), 5269 nucleotides. It is a transcript of the gene PANX1, whose product is annotated as pannexin 1. The transcript is spliced from 5 exons. Bases 37 to 1311 code for a protein of 424 amino acids. Lineage: Eukaryota; Metazoa; Chordata; Crocodylia; Gavialidae. The record is from RefSeq and is a predicted model, not a curated record. Gene Ontology annotation, biological process: positive regulation of interleukin-1 production; monoatomic cation transport. Gene Ontology annotation, molecular function: channel activity.